This is a messenger RNA of Haemonchus placei, 3414 nucleotides long. Lineage: Eukaryota; Metazoa; Nematoda; Chromadorea; Rhabditida; Trichostrongylidae. The record is from the annotation of a GenBank genome assembly.
AUGCUGGGCGCGUCGUCACUAGACCCGUCGUCAUCAGCGUCCCCGUGGCAUACCGCUUCUGCUCCAGGCGUCGCUCAUUCAUCUUCUAACUCACGCCCAUCUAAACCAUCACUUUCUCCAAAGACGGAAACGGAUCUGCCGACUUCAUUCGCUCAUGCCUCUGUCAAAGAAGAUUACUCUCAUAUAGAACCUGUGGCAUCAACAAGCAGCGGGAAGAGUGGGGCAUCUGAGGAAAGUCCUUCAUGUGAAGCGGAUGAUAGUCGGCGACAAAGUAUGACCUCCUCAUCGAUUCCGUCAGUUCAUUGUCGUCGACUUACCUUUCGUUUGCCCCCGAAGUUCGCUCAAAGGCUGAAACGCAUCGCUAAUAAACAACCGAAUACAUUGGGACGCAUUGGCGUAUCUAAGGUGAAGGUUGGUGACGGAGAAACAGUCUCUGUGAAUGACGUCCCUCCACCUCAACCGGUGAAGGUGGAAGAAAAGCGACCUGAACAACCUGUUGAGCGAAGUGAACCUCGUUCGGUCGGUGCUGCUCCUCCUACUCCGAAUUCUGCACCGACUAGUGGACCAGGACCAGUGUGUCAGCCUCCGCCUGGCUAUCACCCUGUCCAACAUCAACAGGAAGUUGGACCGCCGGUUGCACCACAUUCCAUGCCAAGGCCACCUCCACCGAUAAACAACAACAGUCCGCUCUUGGUUAAUCUAUUAAGUUCUCAACAACAACCGGGUAUGGUCGGUGGGCCUCCUACAAACGUGCCGCCUCAUCAUCAAUCGUAUUCUCCAGCAGGCACAUAUAUGUACCCUGGUAAUGGCCCACCUCAUCAACACCCUCACUCAGCAAAUGUUCCACAGUCAGCAGGACCACCCGUGAUGGAUCCGCAGCAACAUAUGGCAAUGCAACAACAGAUGCAAAUGGAACAUCGUCAAAGAAUGAUGAUGCAGCAACAACAAGCUCAUGCUGCGGCUGUAGCAGCUGCUCAAGCUCAACAACAGCAGCAACAACAUCCGGUACCGGGACAACCUCAGCAAGCUCCUCUUACCCCUGGCGGUUUCUACAGCCCUGCAAUGCCUGUACAACAAGCACAAGUGCAGCAGCAAAGGGCACCAAUGGGAUAUGCUGGUCAACCGCAGAAUCCGGGAAUGUACCCUGGCCAACCGCAACAGCCUCAACAAGUUCCUGUCAAUGUUCAACAACAGCGAAUGCAGAGUUAUCCCGCCCAUAUGAAACCUGGCAGCAUGGCAGCUGCGAAUCCUGUGGCGCCUGGGCAGUUUCGUGGUUCGCCCGUUGAGGAAGUGGUCCAAGCCCCUCCGCCCAAAAAGAAGAGGAAGCCAACAAAGAAGCAGCAGCAAAAGGAAGCAGAAAUGGCUGCUGCUGCAGCCGCAGCGCAGCAGCAACAACAACAACAGCAGCAACAAAAUGCGGUGGUUCAAGCUCAACAACAACAGCAACAGUACUACAGUGAGCAGCGUAUGAUGCAUCCUGCUGCUAUGGCGCCGAGUGGGAUGCAGAUGAUGGGUCAUGCCGGAUAUCCACCUGGCCCCAACUAUCCGACAAAUCAGGCUGGAAUGCCUAAUGUGCCAGCUCAGUUCCCUGUAUACCCACAAGGGUCUAGUCAACAACAGAUUCAGCAGCAGCAACAACAACAACAACAACAGCAACAGCAGCAUAUGUGGCAUCAGCAGAUGCAACAGCGUAUGUUGUAUCAACAGCAGCAUGCCCAACCACCUCCAGGACCUAUGAGUGGAUCUAAUCCUGCUCACGGUGGCCAGCCAUGGCCUGCUCAACGGGGACCGCCGGUUCCAUACCCUACUCCGAUAGAUGGCAUGCACGGCGGACCAGCGUCUGUUCAUCCCACUGUAUCACAACGAACGUCUGGUUCGGGAGAAUAUUCUCGCGAUGGCACUUCACCUGCUACUCCUCAUCAAUUCAAUCCCGGUAGUCAUCAAGGGAUGGUUAUGCGCCAUAGUGGCACUCCUAUGUCAAGAGCAGAUUCGCAAGGCAGCGUGUUUGGGAACGCACCAUUUGGAGUGCAACAGCCGCAGCCAGGUGCACCAUCAGGUGCCGAUGAAAUGGAGCACCCCGUCGACAAACUGUUCACUGCACAGGAUGAUCACUUGGGCGAUCUGGGUGAUUUGGAUGACAUAGAGCCUAUGGUUGAUCUCGGCGCUGGGCUGCUAGAUGAAAUCACAGGCAGCAGCCAAGGUAGUGACACGCUCAGCACUUUCGGUGCUCACAUCGGUGGACCUCAUUCUACAGAAUCUUCGAACUGCGCAGCGCAAUCUUCGAACGGAGAUCGCAUAGACUCAUCGAUCGCAUCAGUAGUAGAAAUGGUGUCGAAGAGCGGUACAGCGCCAGGUAUGUGUGGUGCUCCCGCAGUCUCUCAGACCGCUACCCAUGGUAGCUCAGUAGGCGCCUGCGCAGCCAAUAUGAAACGACGGCCGAGUAGCGCUCAAAUGGCAGCUAAUAUCGUUGCCGUUGCAGGGCAGCAGCAACAACUGAUGGCUGAUCCUCGUUAUGCGAUGGGAGCCCCUCAUCAUAUGAUGAAUACAGGUCAAAUACCAGUUCCUGUUCAAAUGAUGCCUCCAAUGGCUUCAUCUCCAUCUGCUGGCAAUUUGUCACUUGAACACAAUGCCCGAGCACAAGUCUUUCAUGGACGCGCUGGAAUGACGAAAACUGGUGAAAAUGGCCCCGGUAGGCUUGCCAACGGACACGAUCAGACAGGAUUACCUAAUGGAGCUCGUCGGUCACAACCCUCAUCGCAACCCCCAGAUUCUGCUGAUGAUGAACGAAUAGCUGAACUUGUUAAGAAGGUUGUGGCUCAGGGUGAAAGUCAAAAGGCGGCUGCUGAGCAAAAGGCAAAAGUACCUCGAAAAAAUCGGCGUAAAACUGAUCUAAGCAAGGAGACAAGCCCACGCGACGACGAGGAGCCUUUCAUCGUUGAUAAUGCUCGGAGACGUGCGGCCGGUGUGGCGACGAGUCAUGUACAAGCUGCUGCGUCUAAUUUCCAGGCAACUAUGGCUCGUCAACAGCAGAUAAUGAAACAGCAACAGGUUCAGCUUCCCCUGACCUGUGGUGUCCCUUAUCCGGAUGAAACGUGCUCGUUCGCUCGUCAAAAAGGGUCAACUCACGUUGCGUGGUUGGGUGUUGAUGGCUUUGAUAACCGAAACAAUGAAGUAAUGAUUGCUUCGAAUGCUGCUUCAUUAUCUGCCGUCCCCAUGGCUGGACCUCGGCAUCCGUUUCUCCUACCGUCGGCUCCUGUCCGUCUCCUUUCAAUCCUCAUCACGGCCGGUCCGUUGCUGCUCAAUCGUCAUGUGCUCCGAACUCGCUCCGUCUUUGGGUGCAAAUGUGUUGAAUGUGUCCUGUAUGUUGUUGAUAAGGUGCUAUUUGUUUUAUUCAUUGCGGCUCUCGCGAUAUAA